GCCAUAGUCACGGUAGUCCUGGCGACAAGAACCAAGCAACGGGAGUCAACAACAACAACCUAAAUCUGAGGGCGAAAAAAAAACUUACGACAAAAAGGGACAUUGCUGGGAUAAAUUACAGAACUAUUGCCUCAAAGCAUAGGUUGCCAUGGCAACUUCUGGAUACUCAGAGGACCUUCAGCCUCAGCAGGCCAACACUGUAACCAUAGCAACACCCGCUGCCACCACACCCUCGUCAGCAAAGACGGCACACUUCCUGUCCGAGAUCCCACCGACCUCUGGAAACAUUGCAUCCGCUAACCAAUCAGCCACCGCCUCAAAAACAGGACAGGAUGCACUUUGUUCCCAAGCGCCGCCCACACAGGCCCAGAGCCAGAAAGCAGUGGUUCUGACAACUCCCACACAGCACUACGUAACCCCUGAAAUCCAGCACUCUGCGGUCCAGAAGAGCAACGGUCAGAGCAACUCGCCUCAGUACAUCAUAGUGACUGUUACAGAGGGCUCGGUUCACUCCAAUGACAGUCUGUCAGACUCCAGCCCCCCUGCCCCAGGUGUCCCCACUCAGGUGGUCCAACCAGUGCAGACCACCUCACAGCAGAGAUCAGUGUUGCAAGCGGUGUCACAGGCAGCCAAGAGGAUUCAGUCAGGCCACAUCAACAACCUGCAGUCCGUGCACAUUAACCAGGAGGUGGAGCAGGUGUACUCUGGCCAGGUGCAGUAUGUUGACGGGGCGGAUGCAACUUUCACUACGUCCACUAUCCGAUCAAGUAGCUACCCUUUCUCCGACUCGCCCCUCUUCUCCCAGACCCCUCCCACCUCCUCCUCCACCUACUACGAUGCUACGCCCAGCUCCGACUCGGACAUCGGUGGAUCUGUGACCUCGCAGCCGGUCUCUUUGGCAACAGGAGCCAAUAGCGGGGCAGCUGCUGUGGGUGGAGGGGGCUACGUUAUUCAGGGAGGCUAUGUGUUAGGAGCGGGGGGAACUGGAGCAGCAGGUGGAGGAGGACAGAGUUAUUCCAGCCCGAACUCACGUGCCCCACCUGCUACUGUGCAUUGGCUGUGUGAUAACUAUGAGGGGGCGGAGGGGGUGAGUUUACCUCGCUGCACCCUCUACUACCACUAUCUGCUCCACUGCCAGGAGCAGAAACUAGAACCUGUUAAUGCUGCGUCUUUCGGAAAACUCAUCAGGUCCGUCUUCAUGGGGCUCAGGACACGGAGAUUAGGGACCAGAGGAAACUCUAAGUACCACUACUAUGGUCUAAGGAUCAAAUCCGGUUCCCCUCUGCUCAGGCUGAUGGAUGAACAACAGCACAUGGCGAUGAGGCAGCAGCCCUUCUCACAGAAAAACAGGAUAAAGCCAAUUCAGAAGACACACGGUAUCGCCAAUGGGACAUCAGGUGGGGCGGGUCAGCAGCAGGCAGGAGCGCUCUGUGAUAUUUCAGCCCAAGUGCAACAGUACCAGCAGUUCCUGGAGGCAUCACGGCCACUGCCAGACUUUGUCGACAUUGAUCUGCAAGAUAGAACACUGCCUGACGGGGUCCUUUUAGAACACCUCAAGGCCUUUCAGACUCUCUACAGAGAACACUGCGAGGCUAUUAUGGAUGUGAUGGUCAACCUUCAGUUCACUCUUGUGGAGACACUGUGGAAAUCCUUCUGGAGGUUCAGCCAGAGCAGUGAUACAGAAUCCCUCAAUAUGCACAAUGAAUCUGAGAAGCGUCUGCCGAAAUCCUGCCUGGUGGUGCUGUGUAAGUUCGAGCCUGUGCUGCGCUGGACGAAAGAGUGCGACAACCUGCUCUACCAGACUCUGGUGGAGAUCCUCAUCCCUGAUGUACUGAGACCCAUCCCUAGUGCCUUAACUCAGGCCAUCCGUAACUUUGCCAAGAGUCUGGAGAGCUGGCUGACAGGCGCCAUGAUGAACAUCCCAGAAGAGAUGGUUCGCAUAAAGGUGGUGUGUAUUUGCUCCUUCUCCCAGACACUGCGUCGCUACACUAGCCUGAACCACCUGGCCCAGGCAGCCCGUGCCGUCCUCCAGAACUCAGCCCAGAUCAACCAGAUGCUCUCCGACCUCAACCGGGUGGAUUUCACUAACGUUCAGGAGCAGGCAUCCUGGGUGUGUCAAUGUGAAGACCGCAUGGUCCAGCGGCUAGAGCAAGACUUUAAACUGACCCUGCAGCAGCAAAACUCCCUGGAGCAGUGGGCUGCCUGGCUGGAUGGUGUCGUCUCUCAAGCCCUUAAACCUUACGAGCACAACCCUGCCGCCCUACCGAAGGCUGCCAAGGUCUUCCUGCUCAACUGGUCUUUUUACAGUUCAAUGGUUAUCCGGGACCUGACUCUGCGCAGUGCCGCCAGUUUUGGCUCCUUUCACCUGAUCCGCUUGCUGUAUGAUGAGUAUAUGUACUACCUGAUAGAGCACAGGGUGGCCCAGGCUAAAGGAGAGACGCCCAUUGCAGUCAUGGGAGAAUUCGCGAGCACCGUCAAGAGCCGAAUCUCUCCGGAUAUGGAGAAAGAUGAGGAAGAGGACGAUGAGGAAGAGGAGAGCGAUGAAGAGAGCGGAGAUCUGGUGCUGCAGUCUAACGCUCUGAGCGCGCUCGAGGACGACGACAAAAAUGGAAUGGAGCCGCCGACCAAGCAGCCCAGGACCAGUUUAAAUCUGCACACUUUGACCGAGACGAACAGCACACCACCUUAGUCACUCAUUUAUAUAAUUAACACACACACACACCUUUGCUUUAAUUUUAACAUCAUGUCAUCCCAUUCUACACCCAGCCCGUGUACGCUUGUGGUUUGCAAACAGAUGAUGUUCGAUGUUGAAUUUGCGUCUAAGCAUGUGAGAAAAGUGGGAGAGCGCUUUGCCAAUUUUUGUGUUGUGUACUUUUGUGCUGCCAUUCUUUUUCUCUUUUGCCUUCGCCUGAUCAUUUACAAUCCUUCCCUUGUUCCCUGUGCCUUCCCUGACUAUCCAGCAGCUACACGUCAAUAGCCGCUCCUGUCCAGCCUAUUAUAUGUACAGUAUAUACAAACACAUACAUAUAUAUAAAUAUAUAUAUAUUCUUGAUUCCCUCCUGCUCCGCUUUAACCACUGACCUGAUUGCUAUGGAGAGAUGAAAAGACUCCAAAAUGCUAUACUAAUAAAUAUCACUCACAUUGCCUUUUAAAGCAAUGACUAUGCAGGGGAGCUGGACUUUUAUGAAUGACACUGUCUGAAAUACAUUUUUUUAAAUCUCAGAGUAGCAUCUGGACUCAUACUGCACCAUGAAUUUUGUUGGCAGUAAAAUAGAUUGACAGCUAUUUGUGGAUACCAUGUUUUACUUUUUUAUGUGGGUUCUUUAUAAUUUGGCCAACUAACUGAUACCCUGUGCCUUUGAGAGAUUUCUAGCCUGAAAAAGCUUGUAUUCUAUAUAUUCUGUAUCAGUGGAUUAAUAAAUGAAGGUCCUGUGAAGUAGU
Scomber scombrus (Atlantic mackerel) is the source of this 3441-nucleotide messenger RNA. RefSeq names its product regulatory factor X, 1b (influences HLA class II expression) (gene rfx1b). Gene Ontology annotation, biological process: regulation of transcription by RNA polymerase II. Gene Ontology annotation, molecular function: DNA-binding transcription factor activity, RNA polymerase II-specific; RNA polymerase II cis-regulatory region sequence-specific DNA binding. Gene Ontology annotation, cellular component: nucleus. NCBI's taxonomy places the organism in Eukaryota, Metazoa, Chordata, Actinopteri, Scombriformes, Scombridae. The transcript has 18 exons. The record is from RefSeq and is a predicted model, not a curated record. The coding region runs from base 149 to 2689 and encodes 846 amino acids.